Messenger RNA from Durusdinium trenchii, 4159 nucleotides. The record is from the annotation of a GenBank genome assembly. NCBI's taxonomy places the organism in Eukaryota, Dinophyceae, Suessiales, Symbiodiniaceae.
AAGAAUGAAGCUCAAAUGAGCCAGUUGGCGCGAUGUUGACAUCGCUUUUAAUUUGACAUGGAGCCAGUGUCUCGCCGGACCCGGCAGCCCUCCACUCUUGAGCUCCUUCUUGGCAACAGAAGCAGCGACUCAGGCGUCACUGAACUGGUCGGCGUUGCUUUGUUGUGGCUGGGUGGGAGUGUGGUGCUACUGCGCAAGUCAUCUCUCUUCGCCGUGCUCUUCACAUCGCAGCGGAGCGGAAGUCAGUGGCUGUCGGCUGCGCUUAGAUACCCUUUCCUUGUUCUCCUCCACUGCCUAAGCAUCAGCGUCACCGGUUGCCUCCAGCGACGGGUUGCUACAAAGUGGAGGCAGAACAUCACUCGGAAGCUACACCGAUUCUAUUUUCAGAAGCAGAAUUUUUAUCGGCUUCAAUCCGAGAGCAAGGAGCACGUCAUCACUGAUGCCGACUUGCGAAUCUGCCGAGAUGUGCAUGAAAUGGCACAUGCAACAUCAGAGGUGGCAGUCUCAUUGAUUGAAGCUUUGAUCAAGACCUGGGUCUUCUCGGGCUUCACAGUGCUUCAAAAGAAGUGGCUGGGAGGCUUCUUGCCACCCGCCGUUUUCUUGCUGGCCGUGAAGAUCGUCUUAGGCACUCAUCCAGAAGAUGCCAAAAAUGUGCAGGCGUCGCUUCAGCACUUUGAGGGAAGACUGAAGCAACAUUUUAGUCGAUUGCAAAGUCGAUCAGAAAGUAUUUUGAUGAUGCAAGGGGAGGCUUUUGAGCUAGAUUUGCUGCAAAAGACCCUCCGAGACUUGUCCACGAUUGCACGAAAGCUCUUCGACUUGAUGUUUCCUCUGGAAAUGACAGAAUGGAUGUUUUUGCACUCCACCCAGGCUGCAAGUCUACUUGAGCUAGUUGCAUUUGCUGCCGUGCUUGCAUACAUGACUCCUCCGUUUGGAGAAUCCUUUGAGCAGAAGGCUUUUGUCGUUGGACAGCACUUGCGGAAUGUCCAGAACUUUUUCAAUGUAUGUUCUGCUUGGAAUGCAUUUUUGUCCUCCCGCACUCUGCUCAUGACUAGUACUGCUGCGACGAACCGCGUGAAGCAACUCUAUGUCAAGCUCGAGGGAUUGGAGGCUCCAGUAGCCAAGCCCAAGCCCAAGCGCAAGCACAUGCCUAAGCUCGAGCCUCCCGAAACCUUCACCGAUGAGGGAGAGCUGGUGUCCUUCAAAUCAGUAACCAUCCAUACACCCAGCAAGCAGGCACUGUUGCGGGAUCUCAGCUUUUGCUUGUCACACUCGGCCCCGUUGCUCGUGUGCGGUCAGGCCUCCAGUGGGAAGACGGCCCUGGCACGUUGUCUCUUCGGGCUUUGGCCCAUCAGCAACGGUCAGGUGUCCAGACCCGGUGGCUCAGAGCGCCACAUCGAAGGGAUUCCCUUCCCAGAGGAUCUCCUCUACGUACCUGAAACACCAUUGCUUGGGUGGGCCUCCACUCUGUCUGACGAAGUGACCUUCCCAAGGCCCAUGGCAGCUGGACUGCCACAUGAAGAGUUGUAUAAGUGGCUUGCAUAUGUGGGCCUGGAGCACCUUGCCAAGGACACAGAGCUCACAAGCCUUUCACUCCGAGAGAAACAAGCCCUUGGCUUCGCCAGAAUUUUGUUUCACCGCCCUCAUUUCGCCAUACUGGAUGAAUGCACAUCUGCAAUGGGACCGGAGUUGGAGCGGCAUUUCCUGCGGCUUUUGCGAGAAUUAGGCAUUGGCUACAUCACGAUCGCACGUCGGCCCAGCCAAAGUCUGAAAAAUGAACACUCGCGGCUGUUGAUGAUCCAGGGGGCUCGUGGAGAAGAUACCCGGGGCUGGAAGCUUUCAGAACUCUCUGAGGUCACCAUGAAGCCCCGAUGUCGCUGCAGUGCGGAGGCCUUCCAACGUUUGGAUUCCUACUUGGAGUGCCGGCACUCCGAUUCGGAGGAGAUCGAGCCAGCCACAAGCUCUUCAACGCUUUCACGAAGCCGUCCAAAAGCGAGGGAGACCGUGGAGUUGCGCUGGCGUAGUGCACCCGCACGGCUUUGGGCCACACUGCAAUUGGGGCUGUUGACCUCUGGUCGACGCCGGACCAUCUUGCAAAAGGCAGGACUGAUUUUGCUCCUGCUACACGCAAGAACCAAGCUCUACUGGAGAUUUUGUCAAAACCUCUCAGGUAGUCUCCAGGCCUUGCUCUCACGAGACCUGGCUGCUGUAGCCAAGCAACUGCUCUUUGGUGCGUUGGUCGCGCUGGGCAGUGGCUUUGCGGAUCAGGUCCUGAGAUACCAAGCAAAGCUGGCGACGUUGGAGCUUUGGAGCGGUGCUGUGAGCCAUCUACAGCGAAAGCUGAUGCGCGAGCUUACGCUUUUGCGGGUAGAAGAAGAGGUCUCUGAGCCCAUGCAGCGGCUGGCAGAGAUUCGAAGUAUUUUUGAAAGUCUCGGCUCCAAUGGCUGUGAAGCCCUCUUGGCCACAGCACAGCUGGUCUUUGUGGCGCCAUUCCUGGUGAGAAGUUUGGGCACAUGGUCGUUUCUUUUUCUGGGGCAUUUUCUGGUGCUGAGGCUGCUUCAGAGAUCAGAGCUGCGAGAGGACCUUCAAUUUCAGGCCCAGCACAAGCGAUUGCGAGCACAAGCAGAGGCUUCGGCACUGUGCUGUAGAGGAAUCGCUGAGCAGCAAAAGCUUUCAGAACAGUUCGAGAUGCUGAUGUCUACUGGGAUGGAGAUGAGGGGCUUGGACUUCCUCCAUCAGCUGGCCAUCACAGCACUCACUGACUUUCGGCAAGUACCCUCCUGGGUGCUUCGCUUUCUGUCUCUGAAGUUCUCGUCACCUUUCAGCGAGACGCUGGAGGCAGCAGAGCUACUCAGUGAGACGGUGCUUUUCGACCGGAUGAUGCAAGCGGCCUUUAUUGCCACGCAGCAGCUCGCCAAGUGUGCUGAAAAGGUGGGUCGCCUCGAUUCCCAGUGUUUGCGCUGCCUAGAGCUAGUGGUGGCCGUAGAGGUUGCAAGCAGAAAGCCUUUGCCCUUGCAGAUCUCAGAUCACACUGCCGGUGAUGUCUUUCAGUUCGCAAAAGAAGGGCUGGUGAGCGAAGAUGGUGUGCGACUCGCUCGGAAGCUGCGAUUUGAACUAGCGGUCAACCAACCUUUGCUCAUUUGUGGUCCCAAGGGCUUCUCCAAGCCUUUGCUCCAGCUGCUGCUGGGUGUCGACACUGAGCGUUCAUCCACUAGGCUUCCAUUGGAAACCAUGGUCCUGGUGAUGCAAGAGCCUUACGUGCCAGCCUAUUGUCGGCUUUUGGCCCAGCUGGCCUACCCGUUGCUUCUUCGACUGCCGUCUCAUGGGCCCUUCAUGGUGCAUGUCACGGUGCCGGAGAAGAUCUCCGAGAGCCAGCUUCGUCGGCACUUUGCACAGCUGGGCGCUGCACACUGCCAGACGGUGGAGAGUGGAAGAGAUGGAAAAGAAGUGCAGAAAGGCUUUCGCAAGGUAUUGAUCCAUUUUAGUACCUUUGAAGAGACCAUCAAAGCAGUUGCCAGGCCCCAGGAUAGAAUCAUUGAUGAGAUCGAACUCCAGUGUGAGAUUGCGGUGGAGAAGACUGCAAGUCCCGGAGAAGCUGUUCCACAACUGGGCCGCAUGCGUGAAUGUCUCCAUGCGGUUGGCUUGGACCACAUUUUGACGCGAGAGGCAGAUGGAUGGUUUGCCCGCCGAUCAUGGCCAGAGCUUCUCACCCGUGAAGAGCAGCAACGGCUUGGGCUGGCGCGUGUGCUUUACCACCGGCCCACCUUUUGCAUCUUGGAGGAGGCCACCUGCUGCCUCCCUGCCACACAAGAGGCCGAGCUCCAUAAGCUACUGCUCCGCUUCAACGUGACGCCUCUGGCCUUGGCCUCGCAGCCGUUCCUUGAGACCCUCUACCGACGUCAACUUCACCUGGGGCUGGCCAAGGGCAAUGGCUGGAAGUUGAUUGAAACAGCUGAGUAGCUUCACCUGAAUAUUGUGCUGUAGGUUCCAAGAGUGCUGUUCUUUUUGACUCGUAGAAUGUAGAUAGACACAUGAUGACACAUGCAGAUAGGCAACAGACAUUUUGAUGCCCUUCGUUUGCGUAGGCCGUAGGUAUCGACUGUCCAGAUAUUGCAGAAUUCAUCCAGAAGCGGCCGGAUUUGUGGCCAAGCAUCGUGCAAAA